Nelumbo nucifera (sacred lotus) is the source of this 1605-nucleotide messenger RNA. The record is from RefSeq and is a predicted model, not a curated record. NCBI's taxonomy places the organism in Eukaryota, Viridiplantae, Streptophyta, Magnoliopsida, Proteales, Nelumbonaceae.
AUUUGGUUGAGUUAGUCAACAUGGAAACUAAAGUAAUGCUUAUGACAAAUAAAUUACUAUAAAUGGAGCACAGAAUUAAACAAAUAUGCAUUGUAUAUCUUGCGUAGAAAAUUUGGAUUUGAUAAGUAUCCCUAAUCAAUUUUCCAGUCUCCGGGUCUCCUGCCCACGUUUAUCGCAGCCAUACAUGACUCAUCCUCUGCAUAACAUUAUGCAGGGAGAUGCUCCCAAUUCACGGGGGUAGUGUGUUGUGGGCAGGAGAUCCGAAUUCCUAUUAGAAAUUGUUUUGGUUCAGACACCUGAUGAGAUAACACAUGAAGUCAAUAAUGAGACAAAAAAAUGAGGUCAAUAGGGAAGAAAUCUUAGAAUUCGGCCAAAUAUGAGAUUCCCAUGUGUUUGCAUUCUGACAUAUACAAUUCCUAACAUGUGGUGGACCGAGGGCGAAGGGUCCACUGAAUGCGCUCUCCAAUCUUGACUCAUACACCAACUAAAAAAAUAUCUUUUUAACCACAGAAUUCUAACAAACGCAGAGACUUGAGCUCUGUGUAGAGAAUGUCUACAAAAGGAUCACAGUAGAGAAAACGAAAUACAGUAAGUAGAAACUGCACUGAAUGACUGAAUUUAAUAUUUUUUAAGUGCAAGAGCUAAUGACUGAAGAAGUGAAGUUGAUUGGCGCAUGGGUAAGCCCUGUUAGUCUCAGAGUAGAGCUUGCUCUGAAACUGAAGGGGGUGAAAUAUGAAUACAUAGAUGAAGAUCUCUCUAACAAGAGUCCUCUGCUUCUGAAAUACAACCCUAUUCAUAAGAAGGUCCCUGUGCUAUUGCACAAUGGAAAGCCGAUUGCUGAAUCGGCAGUUAUACUCGAAUACAUCGACGAGACGUGGAAAGGCUAUCAAUUGUUGCCUGAAGAUCCUUAUGAAAGAGCCGUGACCCGUUUCUGGGUCAAAUUCAUAGAUGAGAAGUGUAAUGCAACACUUUGGAGGGCUUGUUGGAGUGAAGCAAGUGAGCAAGAGAAGGCCAUUGAAGAGGCAAGRGAGAAUCUGAAAAUACUAGAAAAUGAGCUCAAGAAGGGGAAGAAGUUCUUUGGGGGAGAUAACAUAGGAUCUGUAGACAUUGCUGCUAUUUAUAUAGCUUUCUGGGUUGGAGUCCUUCAAGAAGUAGUGGGAAUAAGCUUGAUGGACGAGGAGAAAUUUCCCGUCUUACACAAAUGGAUCGAGGAGUUCAUUAAUUGCGAUGUUGUCAAGGAAAAUCUUCCUCCCAGGGAUAAAUUGUUUGCUUACUACCAAGGUCAUAAGGAAACCAUAUAUGCAAUCGCGUCUAGGUUUUAUAAAUGAGUUGAAGUUCCAUUUUUCUAACACAAGCUCAAUCUUGUUUAACAAUUGCUUCUUAUGUCUGUGUAUUGUGCUGUGUUGUUCUGUAGCGUAUUGUCUUUUCUGAAAACUUUAGCUGUAUUGGGAGCUUGUCUACUGUUGUGAACAUCUGUUUUCCACUGUUGCAAAAUUGAAAAAUUCAGUUUGGAGUUCACAUCAACAGUGAUACCCGUAGAUUGUAGUAGUUCUUGUUCACAUUAUUUCUUCUUUUCUCAAGUUCUGGUGGCAUGGGUUCAACAUU